AUGAGCGGCGGUGGCAGCCUUCGUUUGAAACUCGCGUCCCUCCUUCGCAAAGUGGGAGUCCGAAUCGUGGCCUCUACGACGAACCCUUCUGCAGCUCCUGCGACGACCACCGCCGUUUCUCCCCCUCCGAAGACGAUCUCCACCUCCACCGGCGCCGGCGGCUCGCUCCUCAUGGACGAAGCGCAGAAAACCCUAAAGACCAGGCUCUGCAUCAUCGGCAGCGGACCCGCCGCCCACACGGCGGCCAUAUACGCCGCCCGUGCGGAGCUGAAGCCGGUCCUCUUCGAGGGAUGGUUGGCGAACGACAUCGCCGCCGGUGGGCAGCUCACCACCACCUCCGACGUGGAGAACUUCCCUGGUUUUCCGGAGGGGAUUCAGGGGCUCGAUCUCACCGAUCGAUUCCGCGCCCAGUCGGUGCGAUUCGGGACGCAGAUCUUCACCGAGACCGUCACCUUCGUCGAUUUCUCCUCCCAGCCUUUCAAGAUCGUCUCUGAUUCCACCACCGUGUACUCCGACGCCGUCAUCGUUGCCACGGGGGCCGUCGCGCGCCGCCUCCAGUUCCGCGGCUCCGACGAGUUCUGGAACCGGGGCAUAUCCGCUUGCGCCGUGUGCGACGGCGCCGCGCCGAUCUUCCGGAACCGCCCCAUCGCCGUCGUCGGCGGCGGCGACUCGGCCAUGGAGGAGGCGAACUUCCUCACCAAGUACGGCUCCAAGGUUUACAUCAUUCACCGCCGGGACACCUUCCGGGCAUCGAAGAUCAUGCAGGCCCGGGCGAUCGACAACCCAAAGAUUGAGGUCGUGUGGAACUCCGCCGUGGAGGAGGCAUUCGGCAACGAGAAGGGCGCCUUGGCCGGCUUGAAGGUCAAGAAUCUGGCCACCGGCGAGCUGACGGAUUUGCCGGUCUCCGGCUUGUUCUUUGCCAUCGGACACGAGCCCGCCACGAAAUUUCUCGGCGGCCAGCUGGAGCUGGACUCCGAUGGCUACGUCGUAACGAAGCCCGGAACCACGAAGACCAGCGUGGAAGGCGUGUUCGCCGCCGGAGAUGUUCAGGACAAGAAGUACCGCCAAGCGAUCACAGCGGCUGGAACAGGUAAAUUUCUAGGUCUCCUUUUCUUCCCCAAAACCUCGCGGCAACUUCUGGUUUUCAUUUGAAAUAAAUCGUCUUUUGGCUUGGGUUCUUGCAUCAAAAUCAUCGCUAGAAAUCCCUGCAAUUUGCUUGCAUCAUCUGGUUUUUGAGGGAUUUGAAUCCCCGAAGCGUCUGAUAUCUAUCUGGGCACCAUCUUCUUCAAUCUCGCCCUUCUUUGAGCCAUUUUAACGAUUUCCAGGAUUGAUGUAUGGUAUGAUGGGUAACGACUGCCAUAGAAAUUAUAGAACUGGGUCGUCCCGUUUGGGUUCAGGAACUUUAGAAAAUCUCAGAAAAACAAGCGCUCUUUCAUUUUAGAGAAACAUAUGGAGCAUUGCUGAUCAAGUGCUUCAAGUUAUCUUCAAACGCUACAAGCUCUUCCCUGAUUACUGUGUUUAAGGCAUCAAAGAUCCGUAAAGAAGUUGUCGGGACACAUUUUUGAAAUUCCCGCCGUCGAACCCUUAUAGAGCAUUAUCGAUUCAAGGCCUCGGGUGUUCUUCAGUUGAUGUUGAUUUGAUCAAAUCUCGACGAUGUUUCAUUGCCGCCACGAAUCUUGUCUGCGGUGAUUAUGUUUGAGGGAGAGAGAAGGUUGAGGGUUAGGGAGAAUCGAGUGCUCAUCACUGGAAUGGUUUCCCGUCGGAUUUCAAUUCAUGAGGUUGCGUUUCCCUUGCUUAAUCCAUCCACGCAUCACCCCUUUCAUGGGGAGAAAAUCUUUCCAUUCUGGGUAAUACGAUCGUUCUACUCAGAUGAACUUAUCUCGUUUGAUAUCAAUGACGAUUGAAGCCAAAAAGAUUGCUCGAGGCUCUGUCACCCAGUUUUACAAGACUUUAAAAAAAAAUAAAUUGAUAAAUAUUAGCCUUUUAGCUUUAAUUUUAAUGGGUAUCCGCUUUGUAAAAUCCGCAGGAUGCAUGGCUGCUUUGGAUGCGGAGCAUUACCUGCAAGAAAUCGGUGCUUAG
Spirodela intermedia is the source of this 2079-nucleotide messenger RNA. NCBI's taxonomy places the organism in Eukaryota, Viridiplantae, Streptophyta, Magnoliopsida, Alismatales, Araceae. The record is from the annotation of a GenBank genome assembly.